Molecule: messenger RNA, 4626 nt
Organism: Dreissena polymorpha
Lineage: Eukaryota; Metazoa; Mollusca; Bivalvia; Myida; Dreissenidae
Product: syntaxin-12-like
Exons: 13
Coding region: 187-1041 (284 amino acids)
Biological process (GO): intracellular protein transport; vesicle-mediated transport; vesicle fusion
Cellular component (GO): membrane; synaptic vesicle; endomembrane system
Molecular function (GO): SNARE binding; SNAP receptor activity
Source: RefSeq, a predicted model, not a curated record
AGUCUGCAACGGUCGAGUAACCUCCCAUGAAUGACGUCAUCAUUAUGGCGUAAAAAUAAAAUCAACUUCCUGUGAUAAUGUUAAUUUUUGGAAGAUAUUUAAACAGAAUUGUGCCGUAUUGUAAUCGUGAUUGUUUAUACCGAAAGCAAAGAACACACAUUGCAAUUUGAGACCUGCAUAUAACUGAUGUCUGGCAUGGCGAGCUAUGGCAGAGGCAACACAGCGCUGUACCAGGGAGGCAGUGCCUCAGGGAUCAAGGAUCCGACUGCUCUGGCUGCUGAGAUUGGGAGAAACAUUGGGGAAAUAUCAAGAAAUGUGAUUCAGCUGGAGAAGCUGGUCAAACAGAUUGGGACACCCCAGGAUUCAGAGCAAGUCCGGGACAGAGUCCAUAAGAUCACUCAUGACACAAACAAGUUGGCCCAGGACAUAAACAAGGACAUGAAGACGUUGGCCAAUCUGCCUGCGCCUGAAAAUCAGCAGCGUCAGAUGAAGCUACAGAAGGAGCGUCUGACAGAGGAGUUCAGUGACGCGUUGAACAAGUUCCAGACUGUACAGCGCUCUGCGGCUGUGAAAGAGAAGGAGAGCAUAUCCAGGGCGCGCGCAGCCAGCAGUGGAUUUAAAACAAAGGAUGUCCCUCUGAUUGAUUUCUCGUCGGAGUUCAGAGAUGAGCCCAAAGAACAGUUUUCAGAGCAAGGCUACUCUCAGACAGCACAGAUAAUGAAGAUGGAAAAUGACGUGGACUUGGAGAGCCUGAGGGAGAGGGAGUCAGCUAUCAAACAACUGGAGAGCGACAUUAUGGACGUUAACCAGAUUUUCAAGGACCUAGGAAUGCUAGUACAUCAACAAGGGGAACAACUAGACAGCAUAGAGGCCAAUGUUGAGAAUGCCGUAGUCCAUGUGGAGAAAGGAGGUGAAGAACUCAAACAAGCUGUCAACUACCAGUCUAAAGCCAGAAGAAAAAAGUGUUGUCUAAUCAUUGUGAUAUUGGUCGUACUAGCUGUUGUGGCUAUCAUUAUUGCAGUUGCUGUACCAAAAAAAUAAUGUACAGAAUCGAACAAGGAAGAAACGGUGCAUUCUUGUGAUAUUUCUUGCUGUCAUCAUUUCAAUUGUGGCUCUGAUAAUUUGGUUGGCAACCAAGUAACAAAAGAGAAUAAUGAGAUCUGUCUAAUGAGGCGUUAUCUCUACUGGGCUGUAGGAAUGGUCACAUCUGCCACAUGUGGGAAUAUUUUCUCCAACAACUUAACAUCCUCACCAUCUAGAUAUGUUUGACUUCUUUCACUUCUUUGCCGACCCCCCUGGAAAUAUGUGUCUGCCCACAUGUCAAUGACACCUGUUGUGAAUGUUAACCUUUCAUCAAAUGUCAAUCAUGCCUUUUGAAAAAUGGUUGUCUUUGUUAGUAUCACCUUCUGUGAAUAUUUGGCUUUACCAAGUUUUAAAAUGCAACUCAGCUUCAUGUUAUUUCUGUAAAAUAGUUGUCUUACUAAAAUUAAUUGUGCUUACUUCUUAUUUAAAUACUUAAUGCAAUUAAGGUAAUUUCGACUUGUAAAUGCAGAAAUAAGCCUUCAUUACAAUUUUACUUGUUGAUGAAAAAAUAUGAUGAACAUUAUUAAAAGAGUUCAUCAACAAUCCCACAUAUUCUGAUUGACAAAAGUGUUUAUAUUUAUUUCAAGCCCGGUUGGUAUGUAGAUUUGACAAUUGUGGUUAAGUAUAGGGGCCCUGCAUCAGUCUGGUCUUGUUAGGACUUUAAUGUGUUUAAAACACAAGCAAUAAAUCACUUACCACAAAUAAUCAUAUGGAGACAGUAUGUUAAAUGAAACUCCAGUGCACAGUUCAAAGUUCAUGGUCAUAUUUACAGGUCAAAGGUCAAAUAUGGGCAUUAUAUAGCUUGUAAGGAAUAUAGCUCAACAUUGUAGCGGAUCCGUUGUCUAGUGGUAACACACUGGCUGCACAAUCCAGAGAUCGCUGGUUCGAUCCCCCGCUGCACCUAACCUUCUAACUCGUCUUUCGCAUGAGAUGUUAAAUCGAGGUGCAGUGUACUAGGUGCUAUACACCAGGCACUAAAAUACCCAGGGUCACCUCUGGAACAGGGUGUCUCCUGUAUCUUGCACUAUCCCCCGUUACCAACUGACACGUCUUUCCGGGGGCGAUGGCCAUAUGGGAGACAAUCCCGAUGCACUCGAUAAAAAACAAAAACAACAACAAGCUCAACAUUCUAGCAAUCUAUAGACUAGCAUGUCUCAAUAUGUGUUAGACCUUUUGAAAGGUCAGAGUAAAAGGUUUCACACCUCUUUUUAUGUAAAUGGUUUUGUUGACCAUGCACUCAACCUGGCAUUGACAGGCAAAUAGUAAUUACUUAACUAUCUAUCUAUAAUCUAUUUAAUACUGGAACAGGUUUAAGUUCAUUAUUUCCUAUGCAUUUAAAAGAAAAGUUGUCAUUUUGUUUCACUGAUUUUGAUUUUACUAUACUGAAUAGCAGUAUAUUAUCUCUGUUGUGUUCAUAUUCUAUUUAUUUAAAUAAUGUUUAUUUCAAAAUGUAAAUACUUGUUGUUACAAUUAUCUAGAUACAUAUAAAGCAUUAUAUCUAAAUACAUGUACAGCAACCAUAUUGUAUUAAGAUUUAUGAUUGAACAGAAACCUUGAUAUUGAAUAUACACUACAUGUAAUUCACAAAUGGUAUUUUUAUGCACCUGGAUCGAAAGAUCGGGGGUAUAUUGUUUUUGGUCUGUCUGUCAUUGUAUUUGUGUGUGUGUCCCAAAACUUUAACCAAAACAAUAACCUUCUUCAUAAAUUUUGCAAUAUCCAAGAUAGCAUUGAUAUUUGGCAUGCAUGUGUAUCUCAUGAAGCUGCACAUUUUGAGUGGUGAAAGGUCAAGGUCAUCCUUCAAGGUCAAAGGUAAAAAAAUACAAAUUCAAAAACUUUAACCUUCUUCAUAACUUUUGCAAUAUUGAAGAUAGCAACUUGAUAUUUGGCAUGCAUGUGUAUUUUGUGGAGCUGCAAAUUUUGAGUGGUGAAAGGUCAAGGUCAUCCUUAAAGGUAAAAGGUCAAAUUUAUAGCUUCAAAGCGGCGCAAUAGGGGGCAUUGUGUUUCUGACAAACACAUCUCUUGUUUAAUGUUCCAUCACCAACUUUAUAGAGGAUAAUCUGAGAGUUUUGAGAUUAUAAUGAAAAGUUAAUUGAGGUCAUAUAUCAUUCAUAACAUUCCAUUGGGCUUUAGCAGCGAAGGAGAAGGGGGGAGGAUGACAAUAAUUAGGGACAACCUUUUCCGUGAAAAGUCUUGGUAUAGUAAAUUGUUUAAAAUGUAAGUGACUUAAAUGUGCUGUUUACAAGUAUUUAUUCCAGCAUUGUUUCAACAUUUAUUCCAUGAGGAAUGAUCCGUAUUGAAAAUAAUUUAAUGCAAAUAUAAAGUAAAACUUUAUGUAUCUAUACCAUUAUCACUAGCCAAUAAAAACCUUUUCAUAGAGCACUACCAAUUUUUAUAUUUAUACAAAAGGUAGUGCAUACAAAAGGAAGGGGCCCCUGCCAUUCUGCAUUAGCUAUUUUUUUUUUACAAAAGACCUCCUUUGUAAAAUACAAAAGAAUAUAAUUUCACAAAUAAAUGAAUUAAAUAGUAUUCUAUCUCAUAUGUUAUAAAACCUAACAUAUAACUUUUAAAGAAUGCAUUUACAUAGCUUAUAUUAUGUUCAUAUAUGAAUAAAUAAAACAUAAACUAAGGUGUCAUUGUCCACAAUGAUUUGUUUAAAAUGUGCAAUCGUUGUGAAGAUUCCAUUUAAGUUUAUAAAUUUGUUACUUGUUUGUAUAUUUCUGUUCAAGAUUGUUAACAAAUGAUUGUAUAUAUAAUUAUUAUUUUGAAACUAUCUUGAUGGAAAUAAUACGUGUAUAUGAUAUGGCGGGUUUGUUUUGAAUUAAUCUAUAGAGAACUUCACAAAAAGAAGACACGUCAUUGAAACAUUACAGUAUGAAUCUUGGCAUCAUUGAUGUAUAUUAUCCACUUUAAGUAGGUAGUUACUACUUUGUUUUGUAAUUUAUUAACAAAUGUGAGAUUAAUAAAUCAUUUCAAUGAAAAACAUUUUGCCUGCUGAACACUUUUGUCUCCAAACUGCUUAUUUUGUAAUUUUGUAAGAUCUUUAUAAUUUAAGAAGAAAAAAGUCAGAUCUUGUAGACAAAUAAAUUAAUUUAGUGUAAUCAUCACAACGUGCUCCAUUAGCAAUAUAUGGAUACAUUCAUUAUAUUUUAUAUAAAUAACGUACGAGUAUGUUAAAAAAUCACACUCUCAUUCAAGGUAAAUUCUUCAGAUAUUAUAAAGUGAUACAUGUACUUCAACUGCACCAGCUUGAGAAGAAACUAAGUCGAGGCUUUAAAUAUUGAGUUUUUGUAAUAAAUUGAUCAAUGCAAAGGUGUUCGUCGUUAUGCUCUUUAUAUUUCAAGUUUUUUCACCUUUGUUCAUUCGUUGAACAUAAUGGACCGUAUUCAAGUUAAUAUCUCUGUUAAAAAAUUGUGACGUUACUCUGUUAAAUGCUGUUUUUGAUGUCUGUCAACCAUGGAUUUAUAUUUAUUCAUCCGUUCACAAAUCACUAUACAUGUACAUUAUAACCAUGGUAACUUAAUCAAAUAAACCAAGGAAACUGGA